AUGUUUUCUCCUAGAAGUUUUAUCAAAAAAUUUAAAAAAGCUAAAAACAAUACGGAACAAUUGAAAACCCCAAAAAAGAAAAUAACUGAAAAAUCACCUAAAUAUGAUAAUGAUGAAAACGUUAAAGCGGCCUUAUUGGAAAUAUUGAUAUAUGUUAUCUUUCUGGUGGCAAUAACAAUUGUGGCUAAUGCAGCUCAGCAUUUGUACAUGUUCUAUUUCAAUCAAACUUUGGAGAGAUCAUUUUUGGACAGGAAUUUAGAAACUGAUUUGGGAACAGAGUUGAGUUUUAAUGAUUUGGUGACAACAGCUGAUUGGUGGUUAUAUAUGGAAAGAGUUUUCUUGGCCAAUUUACAUGGUCUCAACUAUGAAUGGAUAAAUGAGGAGAAAUUAAAUGAUAAUGCAAGUGUAACAGAAAAAGUUUCAGAAGUUAAAGAAAGAGGUAAACGUGGAAUAGCUAAAGGCCAAGAACGAGAUACUGAAAGUUUGUCACGCAUUUACUUAAGAGAUAAUAUUUUAUUGGGACCUCCUCGUUUGAGACAAAUACGUGUUAGGGAAAAUUCCUGUGAAGUUCAUGAAGUGUUUCUUACAUAUUUCAUAAACUGUUAUGCGGGCUAUAGCAAAGAUAAAGAGAAUAUUACAGAUUCAUACAUGAAUUCAAAAUUCUUUACCAGGACAGAGUUACAAGUAAAUGUCGUACAUGGCCAAAUUACCAAAUAUUAUGGAGCUGGCUAUGUACAAGAAUUGAGUUAUGAUUUUGAAGAAAAUCGAAAAAUCCUAGAAAACUUAAAGGCCAACAAAUGGAUUGAUCGUGGAACUCGCAUGAUCAUUUUAGAAUUUGUUUUGUUUAAUAUUAAUACAAAUAUAUUUAAUAAUGUCAAAAUUAUAGCCGAGGUGCCACCGGUUGGUGGCAUUGUGCCAUCUCAUCAAUUCCAGGCUUUGAAAUUGCACACUCUUUGGACCGAGGGCUAUUGGUAUGUGUAUGUGGCUGGUGGUAUUUUCUAUAUUAUGGUUUUGUUUUAUACUAUUGAAGAAAUUAUUCAGUACUCAAGAAUGGGUGCGAAACUAUAUUUUUCUUCGGUUUGGAAUUUUUUGGAUAUUUUAGUACUGAUGCUCUCCUAUUUAUCUUUAAUCUAUAAUUUAUUGCAUCCUUGGUAUAUGUCUGACAUUCUGAACCAGAUCAAAGCCAAAUCAUAUGAAUUUGUGAGCAUUGAUUACAUCUGCUAUUGGAAUUUACUCUACAUCGAUAUGAUGGGUAUUUGUGUAUUUUUGGUAUGGAUUAAGAUAUUCAAAUAUAUAAGUUUCAAUAAAACCAUGUUGCAGUUUAGUACCACCUUGAAAAGAUGCGCUAAAGAUCUUUUUGGCUUUGCCGUCAUGUUUUUCAUUGUCUUCUUGGCUUAUGCUCAAUUGGGCCUGCUAAUUUUUGGCUCCAGUCAUCCAGAUUUUCGUGAAUUUGGCGUCUCGGUUAUAACAUUGAUGCGCAUGUUUUUGGGAGACUUUGAUUAUCAAUUGAUAGAGGAGGCGAAUCAUGUUUUGGGACCCAUUUAUUUUUUAACUUAUGUUUUAUUUGUGUUCUUUAUUUUACUGAAUAUGUUUCUGGCCAUUAUCAAUGAUACUUAUGGCGCUGUUAAAAGUGAAGUUCAGAUAGGUCGCUCGGAUUUUGGUCCAUAUUUAAAGAGCUUAUUUCAGAAAUUCUAUAUGUGGUGUUUUCCUAAAAGGAAACUUAAAACUAAAGCAAAUGAAAGUUUGUUGUUAAAGGAAAUGGAGGAAAUAUCUGCUACUACACCUUCUUUAUAUCCAGCAUCCACUAAUGAACAUUCAUCUCAACCAUCUUCGCCCGAUCGUGUAAGAAAGCGUGUCAGUGAAGUGUUAAGAGAAUACUUCGAGGAGCUUUCGGAAUUUCAAGAGCCACCUGAUUUUUUGGGGAAAAAAUUAGAUUUUGAAAGUUUAAACAAACGCAUUACUAUGUUGGAGGAGGUUUUAGAGCAAUUAAUUAAUCAUAUGGAUCGCAUUUUAAAGAAGGUUGAGUCAAAGAAAGUCAAGUAA
Molecule: messenger RNA, 2043 nt
Organism: Calliphora vicina (urban bluebottle blowfly)
Lineage: Eukaryota; Metazoa; Arthropoda; Insecta; Diptera; Calliphoridae
Gene: Pkd2
Product: Polycystic kidney disease 2
Exons: 10
Coding region: 1-2043 (680 amino acids)
Biological process (GO): detection of mechanical stimulus
Cellular component (GO): membrane
Molecular function (GO): calcium channel activity; calcium ion binding
Source: RefSeq, a predicted model, not a curated record